AUGUCGGAAAGGUCUCCAAAAAGGCGUCGAGUGGAUUCCCUAGAUCAAUACAAUGGAGCUAAAACAACAAUUUUAUCGUUACCAGAUGAAUGUUUGAGAGAAGUAACUAAGAAUUUGACUCAAAAAGAUACUUUAUCGUUAUUAUACUCACAUUCACAUUUCCAAAAUGCUUGUAAGGCAAGAUUAUACAAAAGAAUCAUCAUUACUGAAGGAACACAUAGUACUUAUGCUACUCAAUUAGCCAAUAACAACAAAUUAACUUUAUUAGAUGGAUGGGGAGCCAUCAAUAGGUUUUUUAACAAGAUUUACACCAGUCAACGUCUAUUAAUUGAACCAGAAGGGGCAAAAUUCGUUGAGGAAAUCAUCACAAUGGAUAGUCUCUAUAGUCCAGGUGCUUUAAAUGAUGAAUCUAAAUCUUCAGACUUGAAAAGUAAAAUUGAAACUCUGAAAAAUCAUUGGCCAAUAGUUAUGAAUAGUUUUGUUCGUUUGAAGUAUAUUCACGGUUAUAAGCUCUCUUUUGAAAAACUUGUACAAUUGAACAGUAAUAUAACUUCAAAUUUAAGGGAACUCUCAAUUGGGAUGAAUGAAGAACUACUCUUGGGAUCAUCUCAAAAUUAUGAUAUACAAUUACCAAAGUUGAAAGUUUUGAAGCUCAAUUUUCUUAGAGAAGUAACAAAACAAGAUGCAAGACCUUUCAGAAUUGAGUAUUGCACAACUUUGGCUAAAAUGCUCACUAUCAAUGGAUCAGCUGAUAAUUCAACUCUAGAAAGAUUAGAAAUUAAUGCGUAUUUAACCGGAUUUGAGAAUGGUAAUUCAAGGGCAACACAUUUUUUGGCACCUUAUUGUUCCAACGGGUUGGAUGUUGAAAGUGAUUAUCCAGAAGAGGAUGUUGACUCAGAUAUUGGUCUUGAAAUGGAUGGUGAAAAGGAUUUAGAUGAUGAUGUUUUCAAUAAGACUUCGAAACAAUUUGAAGUUCAUUAUUUAACAGGGGUAUCAAAGGCCCUCAAUGAGUAUAAGAAACAACCAAGGAAAAAUAGAAAAUUUUCAAGAAGAAAAGCGAAUUCUGAAGAUUAUGAAAAGUUCUUGGGUAAUGUGAGAUUUAAGUAUUCUGAUAAUAGCUUUCCAUUUCCCCCAAAUGAAAUUUUGAGUCUUUUGCUACAAGGUUUAGCUGACAAUAAUAUAAGAUUGUUGAAUGUUAAAUCAUUUGGAGUUGCAAAUAUGAACUUUGAUAAAAGAAGUUUAUUCUUAGGAUCACCUUUAUUGAAAAAUUUGGAGAAAGUGCUUCCCAAUAUUAAUGAUCUUGAAACAUUGGAUUUCAGAAAUGUUACACACGAAGCAUACAUAGUUGAUCGAUACGGAAGUGUCAGCCCUGAAGAAGAAGAAGCAUUCAAAUAUGACCAUACCCCAUCUUUUCUCAUUCAUUUUAUCUAUGGGAAUAAAAAAAAAUUUGAAAAGUUGAAAAAACUGGUAUACUUUGUGACCCCAAAUGUUGAUGCCGGUGACCCUUACCGUAAUCACUGUCAUACCAAUCAUUACGCAAAACUAUAUGAACAACUAAAAGAGUUCACCGUCAAAUCUCCAAACUUAGAAGAGUUGGUCGUUUUUGGACCUGUAAGAACUCAAUUGAGACAUUUUUAUCGUUGUCUUUAUCAAUCAUCUGCAAAGAACACUUUGAUGAAACUAACAUAUCACCAAACAGAAUUGAUAUCCAAAUUAAGUUCCAAGAUUAUCAACGCAAGAAUUUUCAGAAAGUUCAUCAAACAUUCAAACCUGAAAGUGUUGGAAGAGUAUCACACUGGAUGCUCACAAAAACUUACGGAACAUUUCAACCUUACUACAAGAUUAGAAAAUUACGAUAAUAAUGAGUCAUUGAGAAUUCACACUGUAUGGGUUUACAUUUGA
Messenger RNA from Hansenula ciferrii, 1902 nucleotides. RefSeq lists its product as uncharacterized. The record is from RefSeq and is a predicted model, not a curated record. NCBI's taxonomy places the organism in Eukaryota, Fungi, Ascomycota, Saccharomycetes, Phaffomycetales, Wickerhamomycetaceae. Gene Ontology annotation, molecular function: protein binding. The coding region runs from base 1 to 1902 and encodes 633 amino acids. The transcript is spliced from 3 exons.